Molecule: messenger RNA, 1893 nt
Organism: Aspergillus steynii IBT 23096
Lineage: Eukaryota; Fungi; Ascomycota; Eurotiomycetes; Eurotiales; Aspergillaceae
Gene: png1
Product: peptide-N4-(N-acetyl-beta-glucosaminyl)asparagine amidase
Exons: 3
Coding region: 193-1545 (450 amino acids)
Biological process (GO): glycoprotein catabolic process; protein deglycosylation; protein quality control for misfolded or incompletely synthesized proteins
Cellular component (GO): cytosol; nucleus
Molecular function (GO): peptide-N4-(N-acetyl-beta-glucosaminyl)asparagine amidase activity
Source: RefSeq, a predicted model, not a curated record
AAACCAACCCUGGCUUCGAACUUCCACUCCUCGUCCGCCCAACUCACCGUUCUCUCGUUUUAUUUCGGUCGACAAGAUUGGGAAAUCACGACUCGGUGAUUGAAAGGGAAAUCCACCAACCAUUGGGCGUUCGAUUCAACCUGGAGCUUCACAUCCGACCGCACCUGGUGUCGCUCACCCCCCUACCGCAUCAUGGCAGACAGUAGACACCACCACCACGCCCGCCGGGCGCAACAGUCCGAAAACUUCGAUGCCUCCGAACUCACUCGAUCCUUCGAGCAGCUGAUGCGCAACAAGAGGUUCAAUCGUCUUCAGGAACAGUCGAGAAGCCGGUCUCGCACGCAAUCACCCUCGCCUGGCCCCCAGAUGUCCUCUCCCGGUCCCUUCCCUCCUCCCCCCUCGCGAGCACCACCACCACCCCCGACCGCCGGUUUUCAAUCCCCCCAGCUUCCGCCGCAGCCGUCGACUCCUCGGUCUUCUCUGCUGCGAGGUCUCCCAAUCGUCCCGUCACCGCCCCAGGACCCUGCCGCCCUGAAGUUCCGGAAUCUCCUUCACGUCUUGUCGGUGACGCCGACCAAGUAUGAGAACCCUGGCCUCCUCGACGAGGCGCUCGCCCUUAUCCCUCUGGAUAGACUGUAUUCGGAGGCAGAGGAGGAGAGCCAGAUCAUGCAGGCCCAGGCUGCUAGCGUAAGGGGUAAACCGGAAUGGGGCUAUCAGGAUUGCGUCAUCAGGGCUUUGUUGAGGUGGUUCAAGCGAUCCUUCUUCCAGUUCGUCAACAACCCGGCCUGCGCGCAAUGCCUCACGCCUACCAUCGCCCAGGGUAUGACGCCGCCCACACCGGAUGAGACUGCUCGUGGCGCUACACGAGUCGAGCUCUACCGAUGCUCCGAGGUGACGUGUGGGGCUUACGAGCGAUUCCCCCGGUAUUCCGACGUUUGGCAACUGCUGCAGACUCGACGAGGACGUGUUGGUGAAUGGGCAAACUGUUUCAGCAUGUUCUGCCGAGCGCUCGGCGGCCGCGUGCGAUGGGUGUGGAACUCGGAAGAUUACGUAUGGACGGAGGUGUACUCGGAGCACCAGAGACGCUGGGUGCAUGUUGACGCCUGUGAAGAGGCCUGGGAUCAGCCUCGUCUCUAUGCCGAAGGCUGGGGUCGAAAGAUGUCGUACUGUGUCGCUUUCUCGAUUGAAGGCGCUACCGACGUCACUCGCCGGUAUGUUCGAAGCCCGACGAAGCACGGAGCGCCGAGGAACCGUACCACGGAGGAGGUGCUUCACUGGGUCAUCCUUGAAAUCCGAAAGAAGCGCCGCGACAACGGGUCCAAGACGGAUCAACGACGAUUGAUGAAGGAAGACGAGCGGGAAGAGAGAGAGCUGCGCGCAUACACCGCGUCCGCCCUCGCUGCUGAGCUCAACAACCUGAUGCCCCGGAACCACGCCAGUGGACGAUUGGACGAACAGAAAACGCCCACGCGGCAGGACGCGGAUUGGGUCAGUGCGAGACAGGCUGGGCAACAUGGCCCAGACCGGUCACAGGACGGGCGGUAACGACGUGUAACGACUCAAGUCUUUUUGCUUCAGUUCAACGCAUUUGAUUGCUAGGGCAAACUCCAACCCUGCCACCGAUCUCUUGCGAAAACAAAAAACCCCUACGACGAGCACGACGAGGUUAAAAAAAACAAGCAUGACUGGGCCGCUUUCUACCAUCCACUCAAGGGUAUGAGGUACGAUCGCGGGAUCAGUCCGUUAAUUUCAGAUUCAUCCCAUCGACACUGUACGCUUUCAUGACACGCACCUAGUUUGUGUGUUCAUGCCGCGGCGCGUCGAUCAAACAUGAUGAAAUCCGACUUAAUAUCGUCAGCCCGCCUGGCGGGACGUCAUCCCCCUCCCGACCGA